This is a messenger RNA of Oreochromis aureus, 2344 nucleotides long. RefSeq names its product scavenger receptor cysteine-rich domain-containing group B protein (gene ssc4d). The transcript has 11 exons. The coding region runs from base 119 to 1882 and encodes 587 amino acids. The record is from RefSeq and is a predicted model, not a curated record. Gene Ontology annotation, cellular component: membrane. NCBI's taxonomy places the organism in Eukaryota, Metazoa, Chordata, Actinopteri, Cichliformes, Cichlidae.
UAGAAACAGCUGGCUGCUAUGCUGUAGUAGAAAAGUUUAGCCCACUGGUUACAUCUCAACAUUACCGGACACCAAAUUAGAGGGACUGAGCAAGUGUGAAUCUGUCUUUUGCAGGCGGAUGGCCAGUCAGGGAGCCUUGCGAGGCCAGCGCGUGGUGGAGAGUGAAUGCAGGUGCUGGAACCCAGCCGUCUGGCUCCUGGUUUCUCUGCUGGGAACCCUCGUCUUGGUAGCUAUCAGCAUUCUGUUGAGACUUGGGGACAUCAAAAUAAGCAGACGGGCUUUACCCGCCAGUGGCGUGCAAAGCCCAGUGAGGACGGAGUAUCAAGUACAACUGGUGAAUGGGCGGAGCAGGUGUGAGGGCAGAGUGGAGGUGCAAUACAAUGGCUCGUGGGGCACCGUGUGUGAUGACGAUUGGGACAUGGUGGAUGCAAAUGUCGUGUGUCGUCAGCUGGGAUGCGGGGUGGCUGUGGCGGUGUCCAGCAGCUCUAAGUUUGGACAGGGCACUGGGCUCAUCAUGUUGGAUAAUGUGGACUGCAAAGGAAGUGAAAUGGAGCUCAGCCAGUGCUGUAGUCUGGGGUGGGGCAUCCACAAUUGUUACCACUAUGAAGAUGUGGGUGUCACCUGCAGAGAACCAACCUUGCCGGGGUCCAGAGGUUUUGAGGAACCCAGCACACCACCCCAGUCCAUAUCUGGUUUACGAGAUGGCACCAUCCGUCUGGUUAAUGGACAGAACUCGUGCCAGGGCCGAGUCGAGAUCUUCUACCAGGGAAACUGGGGGACAGUGUGCGAUGAUGACUGGGUCCUCAACAAUGCCAAGGUAGUAUGCCAACAGAGUGGCUGCGGCAGUGCCGUCUCUGCACACGCCAAUUCCUACUUUGGCUACGGUACCGGGCUGAUUCUUCUGGACAACGUCAACUGCCAGGGCACGGAGCAGGACCUGACUAAAUGCAAGAGCCUGGGUUGGGGUAAACACAACUGUGGCCAUCAUGAGGACGCUGGGGUCACCUGCACCGGGUCCACUACUGUACCACCAGUAGCAACAGAGGUCCAGAGAGGGCUGUGGGGAACAUUGAACACUGAAGUUCCAGUCACCAAGUCACCAAGCACAACAACAACGGUUACAACAACAACAACAACCACCCAAACAAAAGUUACGUCAGCCAUUCGUGUGAUAAAUGGCAACAGUAGCUGCCAGGGUCGUGUAGAGGUCCUCUACAAAAAUGUUUGGGGGACAGUGUGUGAUGAUGACUGGGACAUGCCCAAUGCCAAAGUAGUGUGUAGGCAGCUUGGAUGUGGCGCACCUAUUGCAGCCAAGUCCAAUGCCUACUUUGGCCACGGUUCGGGCCCAAUUCUGCUGGACAAUGUGGAAUGUAGUGGAUUUGAACUAGAGCUAUCCCAGUGCUUCCACCUGGGGUGGGGUCAGCACAACUGUGGCCAUCAUGAGGAUGCUGGAGUUAUCUGCGCACCUUUUGACCCCCAGUUUUUUGACCUUGCAAGUGCGCGUGAAUUCAGAGUAACAGAAACAAUACCAACCACCACCACCACCACCACACAACCACCUGAAGGCAUGGUAAGACUGAUGGGUGGCCAGCACCGGUGUGAGGGUCGAGUGGAAAUGUACUUGAAUUCAGGAUGGGGCACAGUGUGCGAUGAUGCCUGGGACCUCCCAGAUGCCCAGGUGGUGUGCCGUCAAGUGGGCUGCGGUGAAGCCAUUGCAGCUCGGGGAGAAGCUUACUUUGGGCCCGGCACGGGAACAAUCCUGCUAGACAACCUCAAGUGCAGAGGUACUGAGAGAUCCCUGCAGAGCUGCUCCCAUAUAUCCUGGAAUGUACACAACUGCGACCACUCUGAAGAUGCUGGCGUCACCUGCUUGCCAUCAUGAUUUCAGCAGAACCGCGGUCCCACCAACAUGUGUUAGGAUGUGGGUGUACCGUCCUCGGACUUCUGUACAUUAUGUAAAUAACAGCUGUCAUAUUGCUGAAGUAAUACUCCACCAUCACCAACAUAAAAAACAGUUAAUACGCCAUUCUAUGAUUAUAUUCUAUAACUAUAUAAGCCUAUUAAGCACUUUAUAAAUAUAUUAUAUAAAAGAAAAUGUACACAGUUGUUUGAUAAAUGAAGAAAUCUUUUAACUGUCUUUCUGUUUUUGUUAAAAUAUUUACUGUACAUGUUAUUUUUCACUUAAGGAAUAUACUUGAGGAAAUCUGUGGAUUAAAGUAAACCUAUUUUUAAAGAACAACCUCUGCUCCACAAUCCACAAAUAUGUACGAUAAAACAUAAAUGACACUGUAUACUAUAAUCUACAACACUGAAAUACACAUAAAUAAAUGUGCUAUAGCUUGUA